UGACACAUGUUUCUUCACAUCACCAGGAGAAAGGCAACCCAUAGCAGCGGACAAGCAAGUGAAAUACAUUAAGAGUGCUUGACAUACAGAGAAUGUUUCCAGACAGAAAACGAAGCAGUAGCUACACCGAAUGAAUGUUCUGACUUCUACGCAGACACUUUGGCAGCGUUUCGACGAUAAGACGCGUGUGACGUCACGUGACUGACCUUUUUCAGCACACCUCUGCAUGGUCCAGCAGAAUGACUACUCAACAGCCGAAAGUAAACCGCGGUAUUGUUAAACAAGUCCUGUCGGGGGAUACUAUAAUCAUCCGAGGGCAACCGAAAGGCGGUCCGCCAAAGGAGAAAACUAUAAUCCUUUCCAAUAUAAUCGCACCGAAAUUGGGUCGUCGAGCAACAGCCAAUUCAGAGGAAACCAAGGAUGAACCAUACGCAUGGGAUGCUAGAGAAUUCCUACGGAAAAAGCUUAUUGGUGAAGAAGUUCUUUUCACCCUCGAUAAGACUCAGAACACGAGCAGAGAAUACGGAUGUAUAUAUCUUGGAAAAGAUUUGAGUACGGCAGAAAAUGUAACGGAAAGUCUGGUAGCAGAGGGCCUGGCAAGUGUUCGCCGAGAAGGUGGUCGGUCUGCAAGCCCAGAACAUGCAAAACUCGCAGAGCUUGAGGAGCAUGCGAAAACAGCAGGAAAGGGAAAGUGGGCUCAGACAGGUGCACAGGAACAUGUAAGAGACAUCAAAUGGGCAAUUGAAAAUCCAAGAAAUUUUGUGGACAAAUUUCAGCAAAAACCAAUAAAAGCCAUUAUUGAGCAUGUCCGUGAUGGGUCAACAGUUCGUGCUUUUCUGUUACCUGAUUUUUAUCACAUAACGCUGAUGAUAUCUGGUAUUCGUUGCCCAGGUUUCAAGUUGGACGCUGAUGGGAAGCCUGAUCCUACAGCAGUUGUACCAUAUGCAGAUGAGGCCAAGUUUGUCGUGGAAAGCAUGUUGCUUCAGAGGGAUGUUGAAAUUGUCCUGGAAUCUGUCAACAACAACAACUUUGUUGGCAGCAUCCUUCACCCGAAGGGAAAUAUUGCUGAAGUCCUCUUGAAGCAAGGUUUUGCACGUUGUGUUGAUUGGUCAAUGGCAUUCAUGACAACGGGUGCUGAAAAGUUACGGGCAGCAGAGAAAGUGGCAAAGGAAAAAAAAUUACGCUUGUGGAAAGAUUACCAAGCAACAGGUCCACAGGUUUCUGGAAAAGAAAAAGAGUUUUCGGGAAUUGUAGUUGAAGUUAUGAAUGGAGAUGCCUUGAAUGUUCGUUUACCUGAUGGCAAGGUUAAAAAGGUGUUUCUUGCCAGUAUUCGGCCACCAAGGCAAGCAGAUGGCAAGACAGAUGAUGCUCCACAACAGAGAAACAAAGUUUUCCGUCCUCUGUAUGACAUCCCAUGGAUGUUCGAAGCUCGUGAAUUUCUUCGGAAGAAACUUAUUGGGAAAAGGGUUAAUGUUGUUGUUGAUUACAUUCAAACAGCAAGAGACAACUUUCCUGAAAAAAUAUGCUGUACAGUAACUAUUGGAGGAGUGAAUGUUGCAGAGGCAAUGGUUAGUAAAGGUCUGGCCACCGUAGUCAGGUAUCGCCAAGAUGAUGACCAGCGAUCUUCUCAUUAUGAUGAACUGCUGGCAGCAGAAAUGAAGGCAGCAAAGUCCGGCAAUGGAUUGCAUUCUAAGAAAAAUAUACCAAAUCAUCGUGUGGCAGACGUGUCUGGGGAUUUAAAUAAAGCAAAACAGUUCUUACCAUUCCUCCAGAGGGCACAACGCACAGAAGCAAUAGUAGAAUUCGUUGCCAGUGGUUCGCGCCUAAGACUAUAUAUCCCAAAGGAGACGUGUCUUGUUACAUUCCUACUUGGAGGUAUUAACUGCCCAAGAGGCUCAAGACCAGGACCAGGAAAUACUGGAACUGUGGAAGGUGAACCUUAUGGUGAAGAAGCCUUGGCCUUCACAAAAGACAAAUGUUUGCAACGUGAGGUAGAAAUUCAUGUGGAGUCAAUGGACAAAGCAGGAAAUUUCAUAGGAUGGCUAUGGAUUGAGGGUGUUAACUUAUCAGUUGCACUAGUGGAAACGGGACUGGCAUCUGUUCACCCAACAGCUGAGCGAUCAGAACAUUAUCGUUCUUUGAAAACAGCAGAAGACACAGCAAAGGCGAAGAAGUUAAAAAUAUGGAAGGACUAUGUUGAAGAAAAUGAAGAAGAGAAAAAAAUUGAAGAAGAGAGGGUAGUGGAAAGAAAAAUAGACUACCAGAAAGUACUCAUUAUUGAAGCUACUCCGGAUCUGCAUUUCUAUGCUCAGAUGGUUGACCAAGUUCCAAACUUAGAACAGCUGAUGGCAAAAAUAAGACAAGAAUUCACAACUAAUCCUCCGUUACCUGGUGCUCACACACCUAAGAAAGGUGAACUUUGUGCUGCCAGGUUUAGUUUGGAUCGUGAGUGGUACAGAGCAAAAGUAGAGAAGAUUUCUGGCUCCAAUGUGUCUGUUUUUUAUGUGGACUAUGGCAACAGGGAAACAAUUAAUGUUUCAGAUUGUGCAAAACUGCCAGCUGAAUAUUCUUCUGAGAAAUAUUUUGCUCAGGAAUAUGCACUGGCUUGUGUUCAGCUACCAAGGAAUGACAAUGACUACAGAGAAGAAGCAGUCAAAGCUUUCAUCAGUGAUGUGGAAAAUCGUCCUGUUUUACUUAACGUAGAAUACAGGAUAGGCAACCUGUCCCAUGUAACAUUGGUUGAAGUUAAUGACCAUGAAGAAGAUAUCGUUAAAAAUCUUAUUAAAGAUGGUCUCCUUUUGGUUGACAGUAGAAGAGAAAAAAGACUCCAAAAACUAGUUGAAGAAUACAAAGCUGCAGAAGAAGUGGCAAAGAAGAAUCACCUCAAUGUGUGGGAAUAUGGUGACAUUAGAGAUGAUGAUGCUAAAGAAUUUGGUUUGGGUCGUUAAAUGAAUAUGGCUUUGAAUGCAGAAACAGUGGUGCCUGCAACAGGGAGGAAAACAGAAAUAACAUGAAUUCUUAUCAGGAAUGGUAAACACGUAAACCACGAGAAAGAGCAAACAAAAAUUCAUUGUAUUUAUUGAUUUUAAUGAGUAAAUGGGAAAUGUAUUCAUGACAGUUCUUAUUGAUCAUCACAGUAUUUAUUACACCCAUUGAAUUAUUGAAGCAGUUGAUUACUUUUUAGGUCAAGUGAGAAAUGGCAUGUCCUUGAUUGUGUAUUAUGAUUGUUUCAGAUAACCAGUGUUGCCAGAUUAUAUAAAAUAUUUUACUGCAUGAGCUGUGAUGCAUCAUGUGACUUUUAAGAUUAUGUAUAUUAAUUUAGCUUGCCCUUGCAGGAAUACUAGAAUUUUAAAUGUGAGAAAUUUUGUUUGUGUACUAGAGUAUAGAUUUUUGUACUCAUUUAGUAAAACACUUUACAUUCACUUAAGUUUUGGUUACUGUAAUAUUGAGAGAUUAUCAAUGUAGAGCAUAUUAUGAAUGUUUAAUUGAAGGAAGGAAUAAGUUUUUAUAGCUGUGAUGAAAAAAAAGAAUAUAAAGUUUUGUAAUUACUUGUACUCCAAUUUUGCUUAUAUCCGUACACUUCAUGGAAAGUCCAUGUAAUGGAAGGAAAUACAUUCGACAGAAAAAAUGGAUGGUACAAUAUUAAAUCAACUGAGGAUGUUCCUGAAAAUAUAAAGCCUUAUGUUAAAGUCUUUAGUCUAUUUCCUGAAAGUUUCUUUGUUUACUGGAUUCACUGUCCUGCCAGCUGUAGGUUUGAAAGCUUUCAUAUUUUAUUAUUGCAUUCAGGGGUGGAGUUAUUUCCUCCACAUAGUUUGCAACACUGUUGGAAAAUUAGCAGUGUAUUUGUUAAUAUAAAUAAAAUUUUUAAAUUUAUUGUAAGGUUACAGACAGGACUUUUUCCUUUUCUGUAUGAGAAACUAUUAUUUCCAUCUAGAGCACUGAAAGUAGACACUGGUACACUAUGGCAUAAAACACUGUCAGUGCAUUUCACAAGAACUCAGAUUUAAAAGUGAUAGUAAAUUUAAGAACUCAGAAUAAUACAUAUAAUUUUUAAAAAUCAUUAACAAUUACAUUUAGUGUACCUGAUUCAAUUUUGCAUAUUGCAAGAGAGUUCACAUGUCUAUGCUUUCUUUGGAAUGAUGAAAUUUAAAUGACACAGUAAUAGUUACUGCGAUAAGUGACUGUCUAGCAUUUUUGUAAAAUUUUUUAAAAAAGUGUGUGUGUGUGUGUGUGUGUGUGUGUGUGUGUGUGAGAGAGAGAGAGAGAGAGAGAGAGAGAGAGACAGCCAUAAGUACAGAAUGUGCUGAAUACGAGAUAUUCAUCUGAUUAAAAACUAUCAACACUGGACUCAGUCUUGUGAUGUGCCAUUUCAUGUAUAAUGAGACCUAUUGAUUCACAGUAGCAACAUAUUUGCUUAGUAUUAAGAACUAUUUCAUUGAGUAGACAGUAAACAUGUAAAAUCGGCAGGGAAUGUCUCAGACAAUGACUGACAGUUUUUUUAGAGUUUUUUUGUUUGUUUUUUAUAGAAUGAAUGGCAACAGAUGUUGAGGUUUACGUUAUCUACCUUAUUGAGUUGCAGAUUAUGAUGGCUAAAUACUCUGGUGGAUUUUGGGGAUGUGUUUAAACAGAUGGUAAAUAAAGUUGUUGACAAAAUA
Schistocerca cancellata (South American locust) is the source of this 4655-nucleotide messenger RNA. It is a transcript of the gene Tudor-SN, whose product is annotated as staphylococcal nuclease domain-containing protein 1. Gene Ontology annotation, cellular component: nucleus; cytosol; RISC complex. NCBI's taxonomy places the organism in Eukaryota, Metazoa, Arthropoda, Insecta, Orthoptera, Acrididae. The transcript has 15 exons. Gene Ontology annotation, molecular function: RNA binding; nuclease activity. Gene Ontology annotation, biological process: regulatory ncRNA-mediated gene silencing; mRNA catabolic process. Bases 240 to 2948 code for a protein of 902 amino acids. The record is from RefSeq and is a predicted model, not a curated record.